AUUCUGCACGGAUUACUGGACAAUCUCUCUCCAACGGUUUGGUAUAAAAGGCCUCGGCGCUGUUUCCACUGUAUCAGACAUCAGUCGACACUUCCAGUCCACUCAACAACACAAGCACUAGAAUGAACGUUUUAAUCAAAGCUCUUGCCCUCUUGGCUAUGAUCCUCGUUCCGGCUAUCUCAGGCCGUGUCUUGAAAGGUUGGCCCGCUGCUUUGGAUGACGACUUCCAGGACAGAGCGGAUCUAUCGGAAGCUCGCGUCGAAGGCCGUGGGGAAGCUAGAGAAGAACCUGUUGAAACUAUGUUAAAACAGCUGGAAGGCCGCGAUUUCACUCCGUCCAAAGAGGCAUUUGGAAAGCAAGCUGAACUCCACGGAGUUGAAGCUACAAGCGGUGACCAAGGCUAUUUCCAGAGCUUUGCUCCGAGAGAAAUUGUGCUAGACGACAACCAGAGCAUCGAGUCGCGAUUCAACUUUCCGGACUUCCCAAAGAUGGACUUCCCUUUUGACGCACCCUUCGGUGGUGAACGCCAACAACAACAAUAAACAUUUGUGUUAAAGAGAGAAACAAAUGAGACCGCAGCCGGCUAGAAUGGCCUUGCCCAAUCUAUCGUACCCAAAUUACGGACACGUUUAUUUUUAUUUUUUCUUUAAACUUUGUUUAAUGGCAUCCUCUAAAUGUUUGCCUAGAGGAAAAAACAUUAAGAAAAUUAACUACUCUGCUCUUUCGAUGUCAUAAAGGAGCUGGUUCUCUAAGAAACAAUAUAAAAUUUAAACAAAA
Daphnia carinata is the source of this 777-nucleotide messenger RNA. RefSeq lists its product as uncharacterized. Lineage: Eukaryota; Metazoa; Arthropoda; Branchiopoda; Diplostraca; Daphniidae. The transcript has 3 exons. The coding region runs from base 123 to 542 and encodes 139 amino acids. The record is from RefSeq and is a predicted model, not a curated record.